Molecule: messenger RNA, 2622 nt
Organism: Fonsecaea multimorphosa CBS 102226
Lineage: Eukaryota; Fungi; Ascomycota; Eurotiomycetes; Chaetothyriales; Herpotrichiellaceae
Exons: 6
Coding region: 1-2622 (873 amino acids)
Biological process (GO): meiotic recombination checkpoint signaling; protein phosphorylation
Cellular component (GO): cytoplasm; nucleus
Molecular function (GO): ATP binding; protein serine/threonine kinase activity; protein binding
Source: RefSeq, a predicted model, not a curated record
AUGUCCACACUACCAUCCUCUGGUGUUCGCCGUAUGGGCAGCGGCCUGGGUAGUUCCUCCAGACCAACUCCUGCCGGAAUCCUCAUCCACAAGGACCAGAAAGGCAAAAUUCUGGGUAGUGGGUUCAAGAUCGUCGUCGUACUUGAUUCGUCGCUGGUAAGGACCAAAAGCUUCGGAUUGGGUAAAUACUCACCAAACAGUCAAUAUGUACUCAAUGAUCCCUACGUCUCGAAACGGCAUGUGAGAAUCUACACCGUGGUCUACGAAAAUGACGAGCCUUGCGAGAUUGCCACGUUGGUCUAUGCAGAGGACCUGUCCCAGAAUGGCACUUUUUGGAACGGAUCCCUCAUAGGCAAAGGCAAUGGAGGCUUUCUUCUGAGUGACACCGACGUCUUGCGAUUGAGCCGUCGGACAUAUCUCAUCUUUGCCGCCACUGUCGGUGGAACAACAGGAGAGGCUUUCGACCAUACACAGGAGCUUGAAAUGGCAAAAUUUGGCAAAGAGUACAAUCUUACCGACAGGCUGCUCGGUGCGGGCACCUUUGGUCGAGUCUUCAUGGCAAUCGAUCAAAUGACUCGACGUCAGGUCGCAUGCAAAGUCGUCGACCUGCGAAAGCUGGGCUCGCGAUCGCUAAUCCAAUUCGGACGGCCAGAGCAACCAGCUCCUCCCGACGAGGUCAAUAGUAUAGCCCAGAAACUUAAGGUCAAGGCAUGGUCCAACCAACUGAAAAGAGAGAACGCUCUGGAGAGGAAGCUCUGUGCCUAUUAUCGUGAGGUGGAAAUCCUUGCGUCACUCAGUCAUCCGAACAUUGUAGGCAUCGAGAAGGUGUACAUCACAGACAACACCAUAUACAUUAUGCAAGAGCUCGUUACCGCCGGUGACCUAUUUUCCUACAUCGAGCUGAAGAAUGGGAAACUGCUCGAGGUCGAGGCCGCCGUCAUUGUUCGACAAAUUCUGGUGGCCCUGCGUUUUCUUCACAGCAAAAACAUCGUUCAUCGAGAUAUAAAACCCGACAACGUUCUUAUGACGAGUUUAGCUGCAGGAUGUCGAGUCGUCUUGACAGAUUUUGGUGCGGCACGGAGAAUCGAGAGCAAGUUGUGCCGGAUGUUGUCCAUUAUAGGGACCCGCGAAUAUGCAGCGCCCGAGAUACUGGGAUAUGCGCGAAUUAAAGUGGAGCGUGAGCGACCGGGUUAUACUCGAGCCGUUGACAUGUGGGCGGUAGGCUGUGUCUCAGUCGUGUUGCUCACAGGAGGCCUGGCUUUCUGUGAUCCUCUCACAAGCACCUAUUCGGAAAGGCUGGCCCGAGAGUGCAACCUGCAGUUUCUUCGCCAAUCAAAAGAAUGGCAGGCAGUCAGACAGCGGCCGCGGGAGUUUGUUGAGCAGCUCUUGUUGCUCGACGAGGACGCCCGAAUGACAGCAGAAGAAGCUCUCGCCCACUCUUGGUUCACCAACGAAUCGCACAAAAACGAUUUCGAGGACUUGUAUCAACGAACAAUCAGGCACUGGCAACCGCGAACUCCAAAAUCUCAAGUGGUUGAGUGGCGGGACAGCGGGUCUAUGAGGAACUUGCUCUGCUCAUUGGGCGUCCUAGAGGCCAAGCGCAGCAACUCCAGAACAUAUUCUCCAAUCGAGCCGCCUUACAAGCCUUUUCCGAGAAAUAUGCACCUUGGGAUCUGGCCAAGAAGAGAUCCAAACAGACGACUGUCCGAAGAGGUAUUGACUGCCGCUGCGAAAUGGUCACCGCGGUCAGGAGAUUUGCUACGUAGGGAAGCGAGAUGCUCAUCGCCAGGAGCCAGGGUCCCGAAAUCAGAGCUCACGGACGCAAGAACAAUGAGUACCUCCAAGAACCCCAGAGCGGCCUCAGAGCCUCCUCAAAACAGGCUCCCGUCUCAGUCACAACGAAUGCAGACUGAUACCGACUUGGAAAGCUUCCAGAAGAAGGGCAUCAAAGAACACAAUCAGUAUAUACCACCUCGUUUUGACAUAGAUGAAUUGUCGUCAAGGACUCCUAUGCCACAGAAUCGCAGAGUUCCCCUGGACGGACGUUCGAGGCUUUCCCUCUCUGCAAUAUCGAGUUCGCCCGAAAGCUCGGUCCCCGACAACCUUUCCGGCUCUCGGUUCCAAUCUGCAGCUACCUUUGACGUGUUCAGCGCAAAGAACGUGCUUCCCGAGUCUCCUACCACGCAAAGGAUUUUUCGCAACGUUGUGAACAGUAAUCAGAACUCGAGCACUGCUGAAAGUGACGACAAGUCAACCGAGAUUAUAACGUCACCACCUAGGAGACACGGCGGGCUCAAACGACGAGUGUCUACGCACCUGGCCACUCCGAAGCCCACGAAGAAGAAGAAGUGUCAUCGUCGUGGAUCCAUCUUCGAGCUGGCUGAAGAUAGCGACACCGAAGAUGACGCGAGAUCGAGGUGCCGGAGUAGUCGGAGAUCAAUCUUCGACCUAGCUGAUGAUAAUGACGAAAACUCCACCGGCAAUGAAAACGGAGACAACAGCAAUCGAGCCGCCGAUCGAGGUGGUUCUCGCGUGCAGAGACCUCCGCUCGUGCACCGCCCGAAGAAGGCAGCGGGAGCAUCGGCACCGGCUUCGACGCUCAAGUUGUAUCUCCCGCGCUAA